AUUCGCCAACAUUUUGACAUUUGACAGCAGAAGCAAUUCGCACCUGUUUGUCAAAAUUCGCAAAAUCGCUGUUUUCGCCGUUUCAACGCACGUUCGGGGGUGAAUUUGUGAGUUAUACGCACCGUCCACCCUUAAAAUGCGGGGUGGGGCGUGAGUCUGAGCCAGCCAAGUGAUUUUCGGUGAAUGUAGGUUAGUGUUCAGUUCGACGCGAAUGGUUGAACUCGGUGCCCCCAUUUCUAGUGCAAUCGUACGUUGCUGUGAUAUUUAGGCUUAGUCGAGAUGGAGGAGUUUAAAAAUGAGGUUGUCAGGAGCAUUCGGUCGUGCUUGAUUUCAACGAAGGGGAAAAUCACGCUGAGGCAGCUGGAAGAUGACUACCGCACGCUCCUCGGCGAACGCAUCCCCUACCACAAGCUCGGCCACAAAUCGCUCGAGCUCUUCAUCCAAUCAGUGCCCUCGCUGAUAACGUCACGUGGCCCGAACGGCGAGAUGUUCGUGGACGCCCAGGUGUCGGAAAAGACUGCCCACAUCUCGUCGAUGGUGCAGAAACAAAAAACCGCCGCCCCCAAGAAGAAAGUGCGGAUUACGCAGGCCCCCAGGUUCAACAGGGCGGUGACGCAGCCGCCCCCGAACACCACCAAGUGGCGGCCGAAGCGGAAUCCGUACGUGGGGGCGCCGCGUAAGACGUACCAGCAGUCGUCGCGGCUGUCGGCGGUGUCCCACAACCAGUUCGUCAGCGGGGGCGGCUACGCGCGGCCGCGGGUGCCCUCGAAGGUGGUGGUGCCCGAGAGGAGCGAGUUUAAUACGGUUAAGCAUCACUCGCCUCCAAAAGAACUGACCAGACACAACUCAUCUCCUGAUAAAAUGGUCAGCGACACCAAUGGGUCCACUACCAUCGACGACGAAUGCUCACCUUUAUCUAGUACCAUGAGACGGAUAUCGAAGAUCAUGUCUGGAAUCAGCAUGGAGAGGGACAGCGGGAACAGCAGCCCUACGACAGAGUUUGCUUCGAAUUAUAAGAUUGUACAGGAAUUCGCAAAGACGGGCGAUCCGAUUCAAGAUAUCAGGAAUUUCGCCGCAUACCAUAAACUGGGAGACGUCGAGGUCAAAUUCACCGAAACGAGAUUGAAGAAGUCGAAAGUCGCACAUUGUCACUGCAAGAUCACGGUCGGCCAGCACAAGUACUCCAGCUACCCGGAGGACUUCUACGACAAGGCGGCUUCCGAACGCCACGCCUGCCAGAAGGCCCUCGACGACCUCAUGACCAAGUACAGCAAGCGAAAAUCCCUCCUCCUCUCCAGCAACGACGACAUCAUCGAGCGCAUCCCGCCCAUGCUCGAGAAGCACAACAACGCCGUGUGGAUGUGGCAGAUCGAGGCCGACUACAUCGACAUGUACAACGAGCAGCUCCCGGCCGACUGGCUCCAAGUGAUCGACAACAACCCGCACGUCUCCAUCGAGAAGUGCCUAGGAGGCUACGUCCUGAAGCACUGCAACCCGGACGACGUUUUACAGAAAGGUAAGAAGUUGGAGAUCAGUCUGAACGUCGGGGACGUGUCUGUACCGUGUAACACGGUCAACUUCGGGGAGAACAACCGUCUGUACGCGUUGAUCACGGCGGCGCAUUCGUGCUACGAGGUGUGGUGCCAACAGUGCGGCACGCCGGAAUAUGAGCGCUUUUUGCGUUUGACCGAGAAGAUGGAAGUGUUCUACAACAACCACCAGGGGGAGCUGGUGUCGCCUGUCAUCACCUUAGGGAGUUGUUACGUCAUUCAGCAGGACGGCGGCUGGAUUAGAGCGAGGGCUUUGAGCUUGCCCCACGACGGUUUCGUGGAUUGUUUUCUUAUUGAUUAUGGAGAAGAGAUUCAUAUCCCGAUCGAGACUAUGUACGUUAUGAAGAGAGAAUUUGCUUUGGAGCAAGCGCAAGCGUUUGUUUGCCGGCUGGCCGGCCUGGAAGAGGUGGGGGAAGCGAGUGCGGACUCCGAACAUCUGACAGCGCUUGUAGGGAGGGAGUUCGUCGUGGAGAUCAUUCCAGAAGAAUCAUCUAGCGACGAGAUCGCCAUCCCCGUCGUCGUGUACGACAUCACCACCGGCGCCUCGAUCAACGAAGAACUCAUCUCCCUCCUCACGGUCGAAUCGGCCGUUCCGGUCCUGGACAAAAGCGGCGUCACCGACGUCUACGUUUCAAACAUAGAGUCGAACGGCGACGUCUACGUGCAGGUCCGUAAUUUCGGCUAUACGUGCCUAAUGGAUCUGCUCAAAUCCAUCAGCGACUCCAUCAUCAAGAACCCCCCUCUCGAUCUCCUCAUCCCGCGCCCCACCCCCGGAACCAGUCGCGACCGACUCUACUUAGUCAAGUGCAACGUCACGCAAAGGUGGCUGCGAGCCACCAUCAUCGACUGGUCCCCCAAGGGCGACCUCGCCCAGAUCUACUUCCUCGAUAUCGGCAACACUCAAGUGGUCAGCGUCGCCAACGACAGAAUGUACCCCCUGGACAAACUGAGCGAAGUACUGUGUCAGUACCCACCACAAGCCGUCAAGGUCAGGUUCAUGAUCGAGAAAAUCCCAAGCGAUUUCGUACAAAGGGCGGAGAAAUUGCUACCUAGCGACGAACGGGUGCUGCUGAAGAUCAGUAGUUACGACAACGAGAACGUGGCAUGGGUGGAGUUCUUCAAACGAAUGAGUGACGGCGUGCUGGUGUUCAUUAAUAAGUCGAUUUCGGUGGAGGCGGAGCUACAAAGUUUCAGUUCGGAUGUUUGCGGCAGCAACGAAACGAGGAAGAGGUUGAUGAAUUUGGUGCAGUUUGGCGACGCUACGAAAACUGUCCCGUCUGGAGGGUCUCUGAAGAAGCCAGAUCUACCCAAGAUGGGGGAUUAUUUCAACGUGAAUAUCCCGUUUGCGGUGAAUCCGUGGAACUUUUUUGUGCAACCUUUGGAUUCUUUCAAUGAACUCACGGCAUUGAUGGCCGAUAUGCAAGAAUACUACAAGGAUCUCCAGUUUAGUCCAGUUCCAAUUGAAGAUAUAGUACCUGGUAAAAUAUAUGCUUCUAAGCACGAGGACGGCAAGUGGUACAGGACCAGUGUACUCAAAGUGAUCCAUUCCGGUUCCAUUAGCGUCUUCUACUGUGAUUUUGGUUACUACACCAAUUUGACUUUAGCUCAACUCGUUCCUUUAGAUGCUAAAUACAUGAGUUUUCCAUACCAGGCACUGAAAGCGAAGAUAGCUGGGAUUAAACCAAUUAAGAAUAAGUGGACCAUGGAAGACUGCGAUAUUUUCAAUAGUUUAGUGACAAAAAAACAGUUUGUUUCUAUUUUAGUUAAUAUUGAAAAGGACGAACUCUACAAAAGCGAUAUCGUCCUGCUGCUGUUGUUGAUCGACACUUCGAGCGAGGAAGAUAUCAAUAUUAAAGAAGUUCUUAUUGCAAGAGGCAUAGCUACCAGCGUAUAAAUUUGUUUUUUUCGUUAUUAGUUAUUUAUUUAGCGUUAGGCUUCAUGUAAGAAUUAUUUUUCUAUCUAUGUUAAGUUUUUGAGAAAAGUCAAAAUUCGUAUAUUACUGUAGUUGCCAUAGUCGUAAAAUUUAUAAGAAGUUUUUAUUGUUUGGAAUACUGUUCACCAAAGAAUUUCUUGUUGGUUUUUAUAAUGUAUUGUUAAGGACUGAAGACAUUGAGUGAGCUGCUAUCCAUUAUUUCGUAAUAAAUUAUUAUUUUGUAAA
Zophobas morio is the source of this 3708-nucleotide messenger RNA. RefSeq names its product tudor domain-containing protein 7B (gene tapas). NCBI's taxonomy places the organism in Eukaryota, Metazoa, Arthropoda, Insecta, Coleoptera, Tenebrionidae. Bases 280 to 3444 code for a protein of 1054 amino acids. The transcript has 13 exons. The record is from RefSeq and is a predicted model, not a curated record.